Molecule: messenger RNA, 1598 nt
Organism: Micropterus dolomieu (smallmouth bass)
Lineage: Eukaryota; Metazoa; Chordata; Actinopteri; Centrarchiformes; Centrarchidae
Product: ELAV-like protein 1
Exons: 5
Coding region: 27-968 (313 amino acids)
Cellular component (GO): ribonucleoprotein complex
Molecular function (GO): RNA binding
Source: RefSeq, a predicted model, not a curated record
UGUAUGAUAACGGCUACAGCGAGCAGAUGAUGGAGGACGACGACUCCAGAACCAACCUGAUAGUGAACUACCUGCCGCAGAGCAUGAGCCAGGACGAGCUGCGGAGCCUGUUCAGCAGCGUCGGGGACGUCGAGUCCGCCAAGCUGAUCCGGGACAAAGUGGCAGGCCACAGUUUAGGUUACGGCUUUGUUAACUUUGUUAACCCUAAUGAUGCAGAGAGGGCUAUCAGUACCCUCAAUGGCCUGAGGCUACAGUCUAAAACUAUCAAGGUGUCGUUCGCGCGGCCUAGUUCGGACACGAUUAAAGACGCCAACCUGUACAUCAGCGGGCUGCCGAGGACGCUGAGUCAGCAGGACUUGGAGGACAUGUUCACUCGCUUUGGACACAUCAUCAACUCCAGAGUGCUGGUGGACCAGGCCUCCGGUCUGUCCCGGGGCGUGGCCUUCAUCCGGUUCGAUAAGAGGUCCGAGGCCGAGGAGGCCGUUAAACACCUGAACGGGCACACGCCCCCCGGCAGUUCGGAGCCAAUCACAGUCAAGUUCGCCGCCAACCCGAAUCAGGCCAGGAACUCUCAGAUGAUGUCACAGAUGUAUCACGGCCAAUCACGGCGCUUCGGCGGACCUGUCCAUCACCAGGCCCAGAGGUUCAGGUUUUCUCCGAUGAGCGUCGACCACAUGAGCAGCGGGGGCGGAGUCUCCGGGAACUCGUCCACUGGUUGGUGCAUCUUCAUCUACAAUCUGGGUCAGGACGCAGACGAGGCCAUCCUGUGGCAGAUGUUCGGGCCGUUCGGCGCCGUCGUCAACGUGAAAGUGAUCCGAGAUUUCAACACCAACAAGUGCAAAGGGUUCGGCUUCGUCACCAUGACCAACUACGAGGAGGCCGCCAUGGCGAUCCACAGCCUGAACGGGUACCGACUGGGAGACAAAGUCCUGCAGGUCUCCUUCAAGACCAGUAAGGGCCACAAGUAGGGGGGGGGGGAGCGGGUGUGUGUGAAUGGGGGGGGUGGCGGCGAAUCUCGAAGAAACGAGUCCGAAGGUUUUUUGUUUUGUUUUUUGCGAACACUUUUUCAGAGAGCUUUGAGUUGUCAACAGUCGUGUUUGUGUCGAUGUGAGUUGAUUCUUUUUCUCCCAGCAUGCUCAGUUUCUUUCAGGUUGUAUGACAUCAGUUGUUGCUGUAAAAAAAAAAAAAUUGAACGUUGUUUCUCUGAAUGUUGGUCCAUGAUGGCGGGCUGCGGACCGCAGGAUGACGGGCAGCGUGGUCACCUCGGAUCUUUCUAGACUUUCAGGUGCAGCAGUCGCUCAGCAGCAAACAGCCGUCUCAUUUCUGAUGAUUAAAGUUCAUCUUAGAUUCAAACGAUAAAAAAAAAUCGUCUCUGAGCAGACGAUAGAUGAUUGACAGCUCUCUGGGCCAAUAAGCGCGCAGGAGGCGGGGCUCCAGUCUCUGCAGGAACAAACAGAUUUUAUUUCUUCUGACAGUUUGCAGGUAAAAACGUACAGAAAGUGACCCUUUUAACGUGGACUGGUUUUGUGUUUUUUGAAUCGCAGCUUCUUUGUGACGUUGAACUGUUUAUUCAGUAAUAAAUCUGUUUCUUGAACUUU